Messenger RNA from Hemicordylus capensis (graceful crag lizard), 1599 nucleotides. It is a transcript of the gene ALDOA, whose product is annotated as aldolase, fructose-bisphosphate A. Gene Ontology annotation, biological process: glycolytic process; fructose 1,6-bisphosphate metabolic process. Bases 173 to 1267 code for a protein of 364 amino acids. NCBI's taxonomy places the organism in Eukaryota, Metazoa, Chordata, Lepidosauria, Squamata, Cordylidae. Gene Ontology annotation, molecular function: fructose-bisphosphate aldolase activity. The record is from RefSeq and is a predicted model, not a curated record. The transcript is spliced from 9 exons. Gene Ontology annotation, cellular component: cytosol.
CCCUGCAAAAGGCCAGGGGUCGGAGAGAAGGUUAGCACUGCCCCUCCUGCCUGCUGGCCUCCCCUUCUUAUAGCCCAGCCCCUGCCUCUGCCUCUGCCAGUCACCCAGCGCCCUCCGGAGCCGUCGUGUCCUGCCAGAGCCCCCCCGCUACACCCACGUUUAGUUGCUCAAGAUGCCUCACCAAUACCCAGCCUUGACUCCUGAGCAGAAGAAGGAGCUGUCAGAUAUUGCCCACCGCAUUGUGGCAACUGGCAAAGGCAUCCUUGCUGCUGAUGAAUCCACUGGCAGUAUUGCCAAGCGCCUGAGCUCCAUCGGUGCCGAGAACACGGAAGAGAACCGUCGGUUCUACAGGCAGCUGCUGUUCACUGCAGAUGACCGUGUCAACCCUUGCAUUGGUGGCGUUAUCCUCUUCCACGAGACCAUGUACCAGAAGGCUGAUGAUGGGAGGCAGUUCACCAAGGUCAUUAAGGACAAGGGCGCUGUUGUUGGCAUCAAGGUAGACAAAGGUGUUGUGCCUCUUGCUGGCACUAAUGGAGAGACUACCACCCAGGGCCUGGAUGGCUUGUCUGAACGCUGCGCUCAGUAUAAGAAGGAUGGCGCUGACUUUGCCAAGUGGCGCUCCGUCUUGAAGAUCACUGCAACCACCCCUUCUCGCCUGGCCAUCAUGGAGAAUGCCAAUGUGCUUGCUCGCUAUGCCAGCAUCUGCCAGCAGAAUGGGAUUGUACCUAUUGUGGAACCUGAAAUCCUCCCCGAUGGUGACCAUGACCUCAAACGCUGCCAAUAUGUGACAGAAAAGGUUCUGGCUGCUGUGUACAAGGCCUUGAGUGACCACCACAUCUAUCUGGAGGGGACCCUGCUCAAGCCAAACAUGGUGACUCCUGGUCAUGCCUGCACCAAGAAAUACAGCGCUGAGGAGAUUGCCAUGGCAACCGUCACCGCACUUCGUCGCACUGUGCCCCCAGCUGUGCCUGGCAUCACCUUCCUGUCUGGUGGCCAAAGUGAGGAGGAGGCCUCCAUCAACCUCAAUGCCAUCAACAAAUGCCCCCUGCACAAGCCAUGGGCCUUGACCUUCUCCUAUGGCCGUGCCCUACAAGCAUCUGCCCUCAAGGCCUGGGGUGGCAAGAAAGAGAACCUCAAGAAUGCCCAGGAGGAAUACAUCAAGCGUGCUUUGGCCAACAGCCUUGCCUGCCAGGGCAAAUAUGUUUCAACUGGCCAAACUGGAGCUGCUGCCAGCGAGUCCCUGUUUGUUUCCAACCAUGCUUAUUAAAAUCAGGGGCUUGGUUUCUCUGUCUGCUCUCACUUUUGUUGUUGCAUUGUGCCUGAGCUCAUGUGGUGUGUACUGUCUUCUCUUCACCCCUCCCUUUUUGCCAGCUUCUUUGGCAGGGAAAAGUGGAAAUCUUCCCCAUCCUUGCCUUGAAAGCAUCUAGAAGUCUGGGCAUGUUCCUUCCUCUAAUCCCCCCACCUUUGUGUGACUCCUAGCUUUUCCCCUCUGGUGACCGACACUCCUGGUCCAUGGCCAAAACAUCAAAAUAUCUCCGGAGCUGGGAUACCUGACUCAUGGACCUCUAGAAAUAAAGAGAAUCUAUUUAAACAUUACAA